Messenger RNA from Populus euphratica (Euphrates poplar), 1129 nucleotides. RefSeq lists its product as uncharacterized. The record is from RefSeq and is a predicted model, not a curated record. The transcript has 3 exons. The coding region runs from base 387 to 941 and encodes 184 amino acids. Lineage: Eukaryota; Viridiplantae; Streptophyta; Magnoliopsida; Malpighiales; Salicaceae.
UGAAGUAUUAUAUCAGAUAGUGCAACGCUGUUUUCAAACAGCUGCUAAUUCGUGUAUUGCCGUGUUUCUUUUGGGAUUACAGAGAGAGACCGCCGGCGUACGGGGAUGGGAAUAUGAACCCGUACGGUGGAAGUGGACAAAGAAUGAGAGGAAAUGCAGGGGCAAUGAGUAAUAGUUAUGGAGGAGGAGGAGGAAGGCAAGAUGGGUAUUCUAGUGUGGAGGCAGAGCAGCAUCCUGGGUAUUAAUCUUCAAAAGCUGAAGGGCAGUAGCAGUGGGACAGAGAUUCACAGAAUGUUCACAAUCAACUGCCUACUCAUGGUUUCAGUGAAGGUCAAGUGGGUUCUGGGGCAAGAUCUUACUACCAUGGGCAGCCACCUGAUCCGAAAAUGGGUCUAGGAAGUCAGUCCAACAAGGAAGCUGGCGGAACCCAGCCCCAUUACCAAGAUAUGGAGCUUGGCUUUGAGGACAACUCAUUGCCAAUUUCUUUUGAAGGUCUUGAAAGGAAGUUCUUUGAUGAAGUAACGAAAUUGGCAAAGGAGCAAGGUGAUGCUGAGGUUGCCGAAAAUGCUAGGCAUAGGGAGAAAAUUAUCGAGAUCAAUACCAGAUACCAUGAAAAACUUUCUGCUCUUCGAGCUCAACAAGCCAAUAGACGAGAAGAGUUUCUUAGGAAGGAAUCACAAGCCCGACUAAGCCAGUACCAACAAGCCAGCAUGAACCACUACCCAAACACAGGUUUGCAGGAUGCCCGUAGCUAUAGUGCUGCAGCUGCUACAGGACCCAUCAGUGCUGGAGAAACACAUCGGGCUUAUGCCAGCAGUCAAUUUGAGUCCUACCGGGGACGACCUCAGUAUGGUGGGGGUGGAAGAGCUCAAGGAAAUGAGGGAAGGAUUCCAUACCCGGAGGGCCGUGUUUACAACAAUGCUGGAGCCAGACAUUACUAGUGAUCUAAUCGCCACUAGGCUGCCUACAUCCGUAAAAACAAAACGAGUUCAAUUCUGAUCAUUUACUCAUCUUGUUGCUUUGAUUAUGGUUUAGUAAUGUAGGAUUGCUAAUCACCCGACUUAAAAGGGAUUUAUAGUGCUUCAAGAACUUGCUAUAUGAAGGGUACAUUUUGUGCCUAACGCUUCAC